GCUACUGGUGGAUCUGGAGUCAAAAUGCACAUCUUGAAUCGCUACACUAGUACGAGUGAGUACGAGUUGUUUUUGUCUUCGUGUCUGCGGCAUUCUGAAAGCAUGUGAACCCACAGCUACAGAUACAAGGCACUAUGGGUCGCAGUGGCAGUUUGAUCUCCGAAGGUGUUCCAGUAGUGGCAGUGUGUCUAGCUGCCUUGCUCCUCAGCAAUGCAAUGAUCUACCUGUAUCUGGACUCUUUGUAUCAGACUGAUGAACAGCUGGUUUCAUCUCAUGUAGGCCACGUGCCUCAGCAUUUUAAAAUCACAAAUAUGAAAAAUAUCACACCUUGGCUCCAGUGUUCACAGAUAGAUGCCGAAGUACGCAAGCUAAAGCUGAUUGGCCAAGGAACUGUUAAAAAGGUCUAUUUGGCAGAAUGGAGGGGUCAAAAGGUAGCUUUGUCCAAACUGUCCUCUCUGGAUUACCUGGAGGAUUUCCUCCAUGGAUUGUCUAUGCUACAGCUCCUGCAGGGCCCUCGGGUGGUGCAGCUGGUGGGUUUUUGCCUUGAAGACCACACCCAGGUCACGGAGCACCAUCCACAUGGCCCGCUCCUUAAUUUGGAAGGUAUUCUUGAACAACGGCAGCACCAGCAACACAAUACAUGGCAGGCCCGGCUGAGGUUGGCUAUAGACUACGUCCUCAUCCUGCAUUACCUCCACAACAGCCCAGCUGGGCGGCGGGUCAUGUGUGACUCCAACAGCCUGGAAAAAACCUUGUCCCAGUUUCUGCUGACAAGUGACUUUCACCUGGUGGUGAACGAUCUCGAUGCGCUGCCUGAGGUGGACACACCCAAAGGCCUUGGGGUAAAAUGUGGUCAUCGGGAGCUCACUGGGGACUUUGUUGCCCCAGAGCAGCUGUGGCCCUUCAGAAACGCAGGAACACCAUUUUCAGACGGUCUAAUGCCUGAGUACGAUGAGAGAACAGACAUCUGGAAGAUCCCUGACGUGACAUGGUUCCUGAUGGGAAGGGUACCUGGGGGGGAUGUAGUCCAUUUCCAUCUCUUUCAGAUCCACCAGGAGUGUAAGAGGGAAGACCCCAGGCUCAGGCCUUCAGCUUUGGAUGUGUCCAAGGUAUACCAAUCAGUGUACAGCAGCAUGGUGCAAGACAGUGCUGGCUUUAGAGACAUGCUGUAGAAUGUGUGAGUA
Gymnodraco acuticeps is the source of this 1184-nucleotide messenger RNA. RefSeq names its product protein O-mannose kinase (gene pomk). Gene Ontology annotation, cellular component: endoplasmic reticulum membrane. Gene Ontology annotation, biological process: carbohydrate phosphorylation; protein phosphorylation; protein O-linked glycosylation. The transcript is spliced from 3 exons. Bases 135 to 1172 code for a protein of 345 amino acids. NCBI's taxonomy places the organism in Eukaryota, Metazoa, Chordata, Actinopteri, Perciformes, Bathydraconidae. Gene Ontology annotation, molecular function: carbohydrate kinase activity; protein kinase activity; ATP binding. The record is from RefSeq and is a predicted model, not a curated record.